Arabis nemorensis is the source of this 1164-nucleotide messenger RNA. Lineage: Eukaryota; Viridiplantae; Streptophyta; Magnoliopsida; Brassicales; Brassicaceae. The record is from the annotation of a GenBank genome assembly.
AUGGCGUUUGCUAGGGCAUCGAGACGACCACUUGGAGUGUUUUACUAUAGUGCUAGUGGUAGAUUUAGCUCUGGAAAUGAGUAUUCUAGUGUAGCAAGCAAAUUGGAAAGUCUGUCUCAGUACAAGAGCUCUGGAUUUGCAAAACCUUGUAGUGGUUUUGGGAAAUUCUUGCGUGGUUUUGGUUCGAUGUCUGAACAAAUGAGCCUCAUCAAGGAACUUAGGGAAAGAACUAGUGCUCCUAUUAAAGAUGUCAAGGCUUCUCUAGUUGAAUGCAAUUGGGACAUUGAGGCUGCUCAGAAGGAUUUGAGAAAGAGAGGAAAAGCAUUGGCUUCGAAAAAGGCGUCACGGACAGCUGCAGAAGGAAUGCUUGCGGUUGCUCAAAACGAAGGGAAGCUUGCUGUUAUCGAACUUAACUGCGAAACGGACUUUGUUGCUAGGAACGAGAUUUUUCAGUACUUGGCUUUAGCUAUGGCAAAACAUGCUUUGCUGAUCGAAAAUAGUUCGCAGCAAGCUCCUGGUAUCUUCCCCUUUGGUCCGGAGCUUUUUGAGGAGUUGAAGCUCAAUCUCGAUCAUCCAAAAGUGAAUGGUGAAACAACGGUUUCAAACGCUGUUACUGAAGUAGCCGCGAUAAUGGGAGAGAAUGUAAAAUUUAGGAGAGGUUUCUUGCUGUCAAAAUCUCCAACAAGCGUCCUUUCUGCAUAUCUCCACUCAACUCCCCAGCCAGGGUUGUGUCGUAUAGCUGGGAUCGUAUCUCUAGAAGUAGAAAAUGGAACUACUCAAAUAGAAGCUCUUCAGCGUGUAGGCUCAGACCUGGCCAUGCAUGUUGUAGCCUUAAAUCCUUUAUUUUUAAGCAAAGACCUUGUUUCUUCAGAAGCAAUAGCAAAUGAACGCGAGAUUCUAAAGUCUCAGGCAGAGAGUACAGCCAAGUCUCAGAUGGUUGUAGAGAAGAUGGUGGAAGGCCGUCUCCGUAAAUAUUUUGAAGAAGUUGCUCUAAUGGAACAAAAGUUUAUUGUGGACGAUGCUAUAAGCAUAAAGACACUGGUGGACAAUUUGUCCAAGGAGGUGGGUUCUCCUGUGAAGGUUACCAGUUUUCUGAGAGUCGAGGUUGGGGAAGGAGUCGAAAGGCUUGAAGCAUCUGAUGAGCCGGUUUCUCAAAUUGCUUGA